AUGAAACGACCACUUGAACAUGAUGGAGAUUCAGAACUUCCACCAAAGCGUAACAUACCUACCCUCCCGCCUCAGGCAACCUCCUCCAUCGCACCGCAGACUCUCGGCGGUAAUGGAUCGUGGCCACGCACAUGGAAGCAAAAAGUAGAUUUAUACUACGCCACCAAGGAAGCACUAAGCGAGAAAGAAGCCGUAGGAAUGAAAUGCGACCAGGGCCUCCUCCAAAUGAGCAAAUACGAAGAACGGGGUUUCGCAGCCAAAGGGACCCAUCCCAAAGAGCUGACAGACUUCUUCAAUACGAGCCGCGCGAACGGCACAAUGGGGGACAUCAACCAGCUAUCUUACGAUGCGCGACAAGCUUACGACGAGCUGUGCGUGCGAAGCCGAGACGAGCACAGAAAAGACAUGGCGGCUUUCAAGUGGGAGAUCAGCCACGAUUCGGCGUUCAAUGCUUGGUGUCAGGUGCGUACGGACCUGCGUGCGGCGGACGCGAAAAAUGAAGAUCUUCAUGGCCAGAUCGGGAGGCUUCGAAGUGAAUUUGAAGCGGGGAGAGGGGUGGAGAGCGGAAGCCGGGCUGUUGAGCAAGGCAGGUACAGUGCCCUCGAGGCGGAACUUCAGGCUGAGAAGGAAGCGAAUGUUCAAGUGCGGGAUGAACUGCAGGCUGCGAAGGCAGAGGUGCGGACAGAGAGAGAAGCUCAUAUACGAUUGGGAGUGGAUCUCCAGGCCGUGAAAAUGGAGCUCCGGACGGAAAGGGAUGGGCAUGUUCAUGUGCAGGCGGAUCUCAAGGUCACGAAAUCGGAAUUGGCUGUCGGAAAGGCGAAAUGGGAUAAUAUGAAGCUCCUGUUCGGUGAUAUCACGAGCGCGUUCUCUAGGCGAGGAUAUUAUGAUAGUGUUAUUAAGCCGGAGCCUGGGAAGAAUGCAUGA
Bacidia gigantensis is the source of this 924-nucleotide messenger RNA. RefSeq lists its product as uncharacterized. Lineage: Eukaryota; Fungi; Ascomycota; Lecanoromycetes; Lecanorales; Ramalinaceae. The transcript has 2 exons. The record is from RefSeq and is a predicted model, not a curated record. Bases 1 to 924 code for a protein of 307 amino acids.